Portunus trituberculatus (swimming crab) is the source of this 1704-nucleotide messenger RNA. RefSeq lists its product as uncharacterized. The transcript is spliced from 8 exons. Lineage: Eukaryota; Metazoa; Arthropoda; Malacostraca; Decapoda; Portunidae. The coding region runs from base 896 to 1537 and encodes 213 amino acids. The record is from RefSeq and is a predicted model, not a curated record.
CCUACCCCGCCAAGCACCACAGAGCCAAUGCCAGAGUGCCAGCCAGUGCCAAGUUGACGUUCAGGGAGUGAGGGUGUGCCGAGUGUGUGUGUAUCAGUGCCUUCCUCACAUUUCAAAGGCACAAGUGGAGAUAGAAAAAAAAAUAGAAAAAAAAAAAAAAACAUCUCAGUACAAGUUUUACCAGUUCAUCUCCAACUUCAGAAGCUCAACGAUCGAGUAACACUGCAACUCUACGCGCAGCACCCCCACUACUUCCAAAAGGCUCUCACUGAAUCUACACGGGUUUUUACGGGUGUUUUUUUUACGGCUCUAGUGACGGAUUAACAACAUUUCUACAUUACGAACAGAAGAAACACGCUUGAGAACCCGACUGAUCAUCUCUGUGGCCUUUGAAAAUAGUCGUGGUGAGAGCAAAGCGUUUCCGAACAAAAAGUGAUAUAUACCUCAAGACACAGAUGUAAUUCCUGACCCAGAGAAAGAAAACUGAAGGCAGAAACACAGUAAGACCAUCAGAGGAAACACGAGGAACUAUUAGUCGCAUAUUACAAGACAGGUGUCAAAAUGCAGGUGUGUAGAAGAGGGUGGCGUGUGCAGGUGUGCCUCGCUCUGGCUCUCACCUGCUUCACUGUACUUGUUCACGCCCAGCCAGCAGCAGGUGUCAUGGAUCAGGACUCAAGACUCUGCCGUGCUUGCUGUCGACAGAACCACCAUCACCUCUGACCCUCGCUUCUCGGUAAACCACCCGGAGGAGACAGAGGACUGACUAUUGGAGGUCCGGGGGGUUGAGUCGCGGGAUGAAGGCACCUACGACUGCCAGGUGAACACACAUCCCAAGAUAUCCACUCAGGUGCACCUCAAAGUACUCACCCACCCAGGACAGACGUCAAUACUUGAUAUGCCGGUCUCAGACACAGGAAUGCUCUUCCCUUCCCCAGGUGGUGGCAGAGGUGAGGCUGGAGAUUUGAAGAUACAAAUACUUGGUGAGAAGUGGGUGGAGCUGCCAGCCGGGUCAACGCUGCAUCUCGUGUGCCGGGCGACAGGCAGACUCCCCCCAGCCACACACUACAGGCCCCCUCUGCUCUCCUGGACCAUUGACGACCUUGCUGUCACCUCCGUGUGGCUGCGCUCCAAGGUGAUGGUGAAGGAGACGAUGAGUGACCACUACCAGCACCGGGUGGACUCACUGCUGGUGGUGGCCGGCCUGCACCUCUCGGACAGUGGCACACUCUCCUGCUCGGCGCCAUCUGCUCACCCCGCCACCGUCACCCUUACCGUCACACACCCACGGGAGAGGGGGAAGGCCACGCCAUCAGCCUCUGGCCCCAGCAGCUGGCCCAGUGGGUGGAGGGACGGAUCUGCCGCUCAGAGUCCUGCACAGUCCGACGCCACGCCAGCAGUGGGCAGCGCAGCGACAGCCAUGCUCAGCGGCACCAUUAUUCUUAUCAUACUUGUUCUUCAAGUUGGUCUUUGCAUUUUCUACACAAAACCUGAGGCAUUGUCAGCCAUUUUCCACACACACAACCCUUCCCCCAGCUGAGACAAGCACCCAACACACACACACACACCCACACACCAGCACCUGCCGUCACCACAUCACACUGCCACCCAUCAUUGCUGUUCCUUCCUCUUUACAACAAUAAUUUCAACAUUACAAUGUUAACUCACUUGAACAAUAUUUAAUUGUCAAUAAAUAUUUUUGCCCUC